CUAAAGGUAUUUUGCAUAUCCUGUUUCCCUGACUCACAUUAUGUUGGCAGUUAUUGCCAGAGGAGGCUAGCCGAGCUGCGCUAGCCACAUAGAUGCUCAGAGUGCUGCACAAAACUAAAAGCAAGAAGAGAUAAAGGCUGAUAUUCAGUGAUGGACGGGUUUGCAGGGGACAUGCUGAGCGGUGGUCGGGCCCUGCUCGCUGAGGACAGCUCUGUCAUGGCUCGCAUGCAGAAGAAGUUCUGGAAGACCAAACAAGUCCUCAUCAAAGCCACGGGCAAGAAGGAGGAUGAGUACGUCGUGGCCUCAGACGCUGACCUGGAUGCCAAGCUGGAGUUUUUCCGCUCUGUUCAGUACACAUGCACGGAGCUGCUGAAGGUCAUCGAGAAGUACCAGCACAGGAUCACACGCUUGUCCCAGGAGGAGAAUGAGCUGGGCCUGUUCCUGCGCUUCCAGGCUGAACACGAUCGCACAAAGGCUGGGAACAUGAUGGACGCCACCAGCAAGGCCCUGUGCUCCUCCGCCAAGCAGAGGAUGGCACUUUGCCCGCCACUGCGCCGUUUGCACCAGGAAGUGGAGACGUUCAGGCGGCGAGCCAUCGCUGACACACUACUGACCGUCAGUCGUAUGGAGAAGGCCCGCACCGAGUACAGAGGAGCUCUGCUCUGGAUGAAAGACGUCUCCCAGGAACUGGACCCAGACACCUACAAACAGCUGGAAAAGUUCCGCAAGGUUCAAACCCAGGUCAGAGGGACAAAGAGCCAGUUUGAGAAGCUGAAGAACGAUGUGUGUCAGAAGGUUGACAUGCUGGGAGCAAGCCGCUGCAACAUGCUUUCCCACUCCCUCUGUACCUACCAGACCACUCUGCUGCACUUCUGGGAGAAGACGGCUCACACCAUGUUGGGAAUCCAUGAGGCCUUUCACGGACAUGUACCAUACCAAUUCACCACACUCAAGGACCUGCGUGAUCCACUGGAUGAAAUAACCGACACAAAAAAACAAGAUGAUAAGAAGGAGAAGGAUCUACAGACCAACACAGACAGUCUGGUGUCCUUGGAUGACGGCAAGCCAUCAGGAAGUGCCUCUGGUGCAGACCCCACCCACAGCAGUGAUGGACACAGCCAAACCAGUGACAGUGUGCACCCAAACACCACCACACCCCCCCAAGGACUGUCAGCGGACUUUCAUGACGACCUAAUGCUCAUGGACUGUAGUCUGCCACAGUCACAGCUCCCAACUCCAGCAAAUGUCCCUCUCCAGCCUCCUGCUCAGGGUGGAGACCCCGUUGAGCUCUGGGGCCCUAAAAGCCUCCAGUCACAGCUGCCUGCCACCGGUGGGGCUCUGCUCUCAGGUGGUCCGCCCCACCCUGCUGGGACAGGGCUGAGACCGGAAGAGGAAGAUGGCGAACAGGGCGACAUGGCUUUCUUAAAAGACCUCCUCAGCCCGGACUGGGGGGCCAGUGACGAAUUCAGCAGAGAGUGGCAGGAUGCUUUUGGGCUGUGUGACCCUCCCAGCCAUCCUCCUCCGAGCACGGGAGCAGCAAGCAGUGGACCAGCAGCAAGCAGUGGCCCAGCAGCAGCGUGUCUGCCCUCAAACCCCCCCAGCCCCACAGGCUUCCUGCCCUCCCAUCUGCUGGAUCACAGUCUGAGCUCUACAGGCUGGGCAACCCCACCUAUGUUCCAAGCUCCGCCCCUGCAGCCUCCUCCGGGUCAGAACCAAUCAGCUCACCUGGCUACAAGUUCAGCACCAAAUGCUACUCCAGACGGAUCCAAAGACAUGUCUGCCUGGUUCAACCUGUUUGCAGACCUGGACCCCCUCUCCAACCCCGACGCCAUUGGACGCUCCCCGGAUGAGCUGCUCAACGCCUAAAGCUGUGUGUGUGUGUGUGUGUGUGUGUGUGUGUGUGUGUGUGUGUGUGUGUGUGUGUGUGUGUGUGUGUGUGUGUGUGUGUGUGUGUGUGUGUGUGUGUGUGUGUGUGUGUGUGUGUGUGUGUGUGUGUGUGUGUGUGUGUGUGUGUGUGUGUGUGUGUGUGUGUCAUUGAUGCACACACAAGUGCGCCUGCAUUUCUGUUACCGAAACGAGAUGGUUGCAUAGCCCCACAGGCUAAUAGUUAUUUUAAACUGGAAAAGAAAAAACAGUUGGUUGAGACGAUUGUUAAACGUUCUCUGCAGCUUUGGAAAUGACACUAGUGUUAACACUACGCGUGGAGCUACUCACUCAUAUACACACAGCAGACCUCGUGUGUUACCUUUCUGUCAUUGCAGCUUCUGACAAGUUGAGAGAAUGUAUAUACAGGUUUAUUGUGGACUGAAGCUGUGUGUUUAUCUGUGUUAGUCAUGUUUGCAUUGUGGACACGACCCAGGAUGUAAAACAGAUCUCUAUUUACUGCUUAAUGUUGAGGCUGAUGCCACCAUUAGACUGUACCAGCCGGAACUAGAGCAGACACACAGCCUCUCUAUGAGUAUCCGUCCACCUUCAUCCCCGAUUCUACUGGCUCUGAAUGUAGUAUGGGUAAAAAUAGGACACGUCUGAAAUUAUUUUCAGUCCCAUCUGUCGUCAAGAUUCCACAAUCACAAGUCUAAAGCCAAGGAAAAUGCGUUAAGGAUAAAACAUUUGUGUUGUAGUCAUUUUCUUUUGAAGAAAGUUUUAAAGUAGCACACAGAAUUAGAUUAUUUUGGGCUGGGUGGGCUAUUAGAGUCCUAUAAAUCUGCAAAUAACGGCGCCUAAAAUGCAUUAAAAUGUAUUUAUUUUCAGAUUAUAUCAGUGUAUGCAAAAUCAGAUGUUUUUGUUUUGCAGUACAGAUACAUUCAACACUAAAAUAUCACUGUAAAAUCUAUCUAUUUUUAACUUUGUGUGUUGUGUAUUUUGAGAAUUCAGAUGAAUUUUCGAUAUUAUACUUAUUAUAACAACACAUUGAUAUAUUAUGACAAUAUAUUAUUGUUUUAUGGGAAAAGAUUUAACACUGGAGAACUGUUACCAUGUCAUAAAAUAGAUUUCUAACUGACCUUAUGUGGUUUAAUUCCCAAUGAUAUUUGUGUUUGAGGAGAAAAAAAAAAUUGCACAAUGCAGAUGUAGAGUCUGUUUCAAAAAUGCAUUUUAAGGAAAAUAUUGCUCGGUUGUUGAGAUGUGCCUAUCAAGUCCACAUGCACCAACUGAAAGCAAAUCCUCAGUUACGACAUUUGUGUGCUAGUACAAAUCUCACUCAGUGGAGCUAAGGUAAUCGGAGUGCGUCAUGGGAAAAAAAAUAAUCUGAAAAACACUUUUUUAUACAAGCUGCAUAUUAUUAUCUCUCUCUUAUCCACGUGCAGUGGUCACAAGGGAAACCACUGUAGUAGUGUUUUUGUCACAUGUAUUGAACUGUUUACUCUUGAUUUACACACUUUAAACAAAGAAUGUACAUCUCAAGUCAAUCACAAAUGCUUUUAUUUAAUUCAACUAUGCCUUUUUAUUUCACUCCAGGGGUUUAACAGAUGACAACUUGGCAGUUCUGUUUCUAAUAAACUGGACAAGCAAACAGAA
Messenger RNA from Etheostoma cragini (Arkansas darter), 3516 nucleotides. It is a transcript of the gene ical1, whose product is annotated as islet cell autoantigen 1-like. The record is from RefSeq and is a predicted model, not a curated record. Lineage: Eukaryota; Metazoa; Chordata; Actinopteri; Perciformes; Percidae. The transcript has 15 exons. Gene Ontology annotation, biological process: regulation of transport. Gene Ontology annotation, cellular component: Golgi apparatus. Gene Ontology annotation, molecular function: protein domain specific binding. Bases 151 to 1866 code for a protein of 571 amino acids.